CCGGGCCGCGGUGCAUGUUCGCCUCUUGCCACUGUGUGCCGAGAGGCAGGAGGACCAUGAAAAUGAUCCACUUUCGGAGCUCCAGCAUCAAAUCGCUCAGCCAGGAGAUGAAAUGCACCAUCCGGCUGCUGGACGACUCGGAGAUCUCCUGCCACAUCCAGAGGGAGACCAAAGGGCAGUUUCUUAUUGACCACAUCUGCAAUUACUACAGCUUGCUGGAGAAGGACUAUUUUGGCAUUCGUUAUGUGGACCCAGAGAAGCAGCGGCACUGGCUUGAACCUAACAAGUCCAUCUCCAAGCAAAUGAAAUCUCAUCCACCAUACACCAUGUGCUUUAGAGUGAAAUUCUACCCACAUGAACCCUUGAAGAUUAAAGAAGAGCUCACAAGGUAUCUUCUGUACCUGCAAAUUAAAAGAGAUAUUUUCCACGGUCGACUGCUCUGCUCCUUUUCAGAUGCUGCCUACCUGGGUGCCUGUAUCGUUCAAGCUGAGCUCGGUGAUUACGAUCCUGACGAGCAUCCAGAAAAUUACAUCAGUGAGUUUGAGAUUUUCCCCAAGCAGUCACAGAAGCUGGAAAGAAAAAUAGUGGAAAUCCAUAAAAACGAACUCAGAGGCCAGAGCCCACCCGUUGCUGAAUUUAACUUACUCCUGAAAGCUCACACUUUGGAAACCUAUGGGGUGGACCCCCACCCAUGCAAGGAUUCAACAGGCACAACAACAUUUUUGGGAUUCACUGCAGCAGGUUUUGUGGUAUUUCAGGGAAAUAAGAGAAUCCAUUUGAUAAAAUGGCCAGAUGUCUGCAAAUUGAAGUUUGAAGGGAAGACAUUUUAUGUGAUUGGCACCCAGAAGGAGAAAAAAGCCAUGUUGGCAUUCCAUACUUCAACACCAGCUGCCUGCAAACAUCUUUGGAAGUGUGGGGUGGAGAACCAGGCCUUUUAUAAGUAUGCGAAAUCCAGUCAGAUCAAGACUGUGUCAAGCAGCAAGAUAUUUUUCAAAGGAAGUAGAUUUCGAUAUAGUGGUAAAGUUGCCAAAGAGGUGGUGGAGGCCAGCUCCAAAAUCCAGAGGGAGCCUCCGGAGGUGCACAGAGCCAACAUUACUCAGAGCCGAAGUUCCCACUCUUUGAACAAACAGCUCAUCAUUAACAUGGAGCCCCUGCAGCCCCUGCUGCCUUCCCCCAGUGAGCAGGAAGAGGAGCUUCCAUUGGGCGAGGGUAUUCCCUUACCCAAAGAAGACAUUUCUGCCCCCUUGAUCUCUAGCUCACCAGUGAAGGAAGCCCGGGAGUAUGAAAACCCCCCAAGUGAAGAGGAAGAUAAAAUAAAAGAAGAGCCCUUGACCAUCUCUGAACUGGCAUACAACCCGAGUGCCAGCCUGCUCCCCACCCCUGUUGAUGAUGAUGAGAUUGACAUGCUCUUUGACUGUCCAUCAAGGCUGGAGUUGGAAAGAGAAGACACAGAUUCAUUUGAGGAACUGGAAGCAGAUGAAAAUGCCUUUUUGAUGGCCGAAGAAGAAGAGCUGAAGGAGGCUCGCCAAGCUUUGUCGUGGAGCUAUGACAUUCUGAGCGGCCAUAUUCGGGUGAACCCACUGGUCAAGAGUUUUUCCAGGCUCCUUGUGGUGGGCCUGGGGCUGCUGCUCUUUGUAUUCCCCCUGCUCCUCCUCCUUUUGGAGUCAGGUAUUGAUCUCUCCUUCUUAUGUGAAAUCCGCCAGACGCCAGAGUUUGAGCAGUUUCACUAUGACUACUACUGUCCUCUAAAGGAGUGGGUGGCUGGCAAAGUAAACCUCAUUCUCUACAUGCUGGGUUGCUCAUAAAGUUCAUAUCUCAUGUGACUAAGGGCUAUAUUCAAUACUAGUGAUUUGUUUUUUUGGUUUUUUCAGCAACUACCUGGUUCCGAAUGGUCAUGGGGCCAUCAACAGGUGUUCGUUACUCAUAACUGAUUAUUAAAAACUUUAAGUUAGCUUUCCAUAAUUCACUGCAGCUAAGUAAGUUUAAGUCAAAUGCAGUUAUUUUAGUUCUAGGUCAGGAAGAUGGCCUUUAACCAAAAAUAUGUUUAUUUUUUAGUAUACUACAGACAUACUCUUUAUCUAUUAUAUCAUAAUACAGAAUACACUGCGCUGAAUUAGAUUUCCUCCUUUUUUAAUAGUUAGCACCAUUAUAAGGUUCAGAAUCAGAAUUUUAGUAAAAACCCAAGAGAAAGUUUUUGAAUAUAAUCCUUAGUGAAAACAAUGUCCUCUAACCGAUGCCUAUACAACUAAAUUUAUGCUGGGCUUUUGUUUUCUGUUUUUUUAAAACUAUUUUUAUGUGUUCAAAAUAUUUUGGUAAAUUUUUAGCAAAAAAAAAAAAAAAAGAAGCCUCCUGGAGUUAUUUAAGUGUACAGAUUGUAAGACUAAUGCACAAAGGGUAUGUCGGGAAUUUUUUAAUGUUUUGGCACUGGUUUGUUUUUUAAAAUAUUUUUGGCUGAACAAUUACAUAAUUUGUUACCUUCAGAGGAGAUAGAAAAUAGGUAGGAAGACACUGUAGUAAGUAAGCUCUUAAAAUGGAUGAUGGAACUAGAGGAUGUAGAAACUAAGAACACUCAAGCAGAUACUGGGUAGUCUGUUUUUCAAAGUAUUUGGACCAGAAGACUUACU
Messenger RNA from Panthera uncia (snow leopard), 2624 nucleotides. It is a transcript of the gene FRMD3, whose product is annotated as FERM domain containing 3. The transcript has 14 exons. Gene Ontology annotation, cellular component: cytoskeleton. The record is from RefSeq and is a predicted model, not a curated record. Lineage: Eukaryota; Metazoa; Chordata; Mammalia; Carnivora; Felidae. Gene Ontology annotation, molecular function: cytoskeletal protein binding. Bases 15 to 1805 code for a protein of 596 amino acids.